This is a messenger RNA of Thalassophryne amazonica, 519 nucleotides long. RefSeq names its product ribosomal protein S27, isoform 1 (gene rps27.1). NCBI's taxonomy places the organism in Eukaryota, Metazoa, Chordata, Actinopteri, Batrachoidiformes, Batrachoididae. The record is from RefSeq and is a predicted model, not a curated record. Gene Ontology annotation, molecular function: RNA binding; structural constituent of ribosome. Gene Ontology annotation, biological process: translation; ribosomal small subunit assembly. The transcript is spliced from 4 exons. Gene Ontology annotation, cellular component: ribosome; cytosolic small ribosomal subunit. The coding region runs from base 89 to 343 and encodes 84 amino acids.
UUCCGGUUCGAGCUGAAAGGGUCUGUCGUUAUGAGGAUGUUGCUUCCGGUUUUGAUUCCUUUUCGGCUGCGGCUUGUUCCUCGCCAACAUGCCACUCGCAAAAGACUUGUUGCACCCAUCGCCUGAGGAGGAGAAGAGGAGGCACAAGAAAAAGCGUCUAGUUCAGAGUCCCAACUCUUAUUUCAUGGAUGUGAAAUGUCCAGGAUGCUACAAGAUCACGACGGUGUUCAGCCACGCUCAGACUGUCGUGCUGUGUGUUGGCUGUUCCACAGUCCUGUGUCAGCCCACUGGAGGCAAAGCACGUCUCACAGAGGGCUGCUCUUUCAGGAGGAAGCAGCACUAGCUGUCCUCACUGAUGGAGAGGAGGGGAAGGACGGUUGAUAUCGGCAGCGGAAAGCUCAGCAGUCUGAUCUGUGACGAGACGUGAAGACUGAUUUCUCAUAAUGAGAUCACAUGUUGCUGUAACUCCACCCUCCAAACCCGUCUCUCUCAAUAAAUGGUUUUGGUUGUAAGAAUGAA